CCCGGGUCCCGCCCCGCCAAGCCCCGCCCCUCCGCCCGCUAGGACUCCCGCGGGCGCAACCACGGAACUGCUGUCCCCGGGCCAGCCUGGGGCGGCCGGCCCGAAACCACCCGAUAAGAUGGAAUCACUGAAUUCAUCACUUGACUCAGUAAUAGUUGGAUAAGUUUAGCAAGGGAUGGUGAAGUUGGAGAAAGGCUCCUUUACCCCUCCUCCAGGAUGAACCCCCUGCAAGAAGACAUGGAGAGCGCUCUCACAGGGAGUCAGAGCCCUCACACUUCUUUGCGCGACGUUCAUUCCAUCAACCCCACACACCUCAUGGCCAGGAUCGAGUCUUACGAAGGAAGGGAGAAGAAAGGCAUAUCUGAUGUCAGGAGGACUUUCUGUUUGUUUGUCACCUUUGACCUCUUAUUUGUAACAUUACUCUGGAUAAUAGAGUUAAAUAUCAUCUCCAUCAGUUUGCCAGGACAAACAAUGUCUGUACUCCAAAUUGGAAAGGUGAAUGGAGGCAUUGAGAACACAUUAGAGAAGGAGGUGGUGCAGUAUGACUACUACUCCUCUUAUUUUGAUAUAUUCCUUUUGGCAGUUUUUCGAUUUAAAGUGUUAAUACUUGCAUAUGCUGUGUGCAGACUGCGCCAUUGGUGGGCCAUAGCGCUGACGACAGCAGUGACCAGUGCCUUUUUACUCGCAAAAGUGAUCCUCUCAAAGCUUUUCUCCCAAGGGGCUUUUGGCUACGUGCUCCCCAUCAUUUCAUUCCUCCUUGCCUGGAUUGAGACGUGGUUCCUGGAUUUCAAAGUCUUACCUCAAGAGGCAGAAGAGGAAAAUAGACUCCUGAUAGUUCAGGAUGCUUCAGAGAGGGCGGCACUUAUACCUGGUGGUCUUUCAGAUGGUCAGUUUUAUUCUCCACCUGAAUCUGAAGCAGGAUCUGAAGAAGAAGCUGAAGAAAAGCAGGACAGUGAAAAACCACUUUUGGAACUAUGAGUACUACUUUUGUUAAAUGUGAAAAUCCAUCAUUGAAAGUCACUGGAGG
Callorhinus ursinus (northern fur seal) is the source of this 1027-nucleotide messenger RNA. NCBI's taxonomy places the organism in Eukaryota, Metazoa, Chordata, Mammalia, Carnivora, Otariidae. The record is from RefSeq and is a predicted model, not a curated record.